AUGUCCGAGAAUGUAAGCCAGACGGCCCGAGAACCCACGAAAGCAAAAUCCCGCAAGACCGAUCCGAAUGCUCCGAUCCGGAAGCGACGAAAGAGAACGGUGGUGAGCGGUGCUUCUGAUGAUUGUUUCACUUGCUCAAAACGAGGCGCCCGAUGCGACCGACGCCGACCUUAUUGCUCUCAGUGCCUCGAGCUUGGUCGCGAAUGCUCUGGAUACAAAACUAAGUUAACAUGGGGAGUUGGAGUCGCAAGUCGGGGGAAGCUUCGGGGUCAGCAACUACCCGUGAUGGAAUCAAAGGAGGAUACUGGAGCAAGCACAGCAAAAGAACACAAACCGCUACCUUCCAAGAGUCAGAGUCAAAGCCAGCAGUCGUCGCAAUCAAUACCAGCCAACCCAUCCUCCGCACCGGCCCCGACACAGCUACCUCUAUCUCAGACACCAACCCCGCUCAUCGAUGUUGGAGGCUUGAAAGCAAUGGAAUCAGAUAAUCAGCGCGCAUCAGAAAUGCAAUACACGUCGAAUGCGUCGAAUAUGCAGAAUAUGCCUGAUAUGUCGCGGACGAUGGCUUGGACGAUGGAUAUGCCAGACCCGCAUACCUGGGCUAAUAUGACAACUGCGCCGCCGCAAAUAUCAGGACUACCGCUACCUAGUCGACCCAUCGCCUCUAAUUAUAAUCGACUGAGUCCAAGUAUAUCUGAAGCUUCCAUGCACUAUGCCCCAACACUAAGCCCCGAGUCUUCCUUUGCCACACCUGUUUGGCCCGUCGCGCGGAACUGGGCCGCCAACAAUGCUACACCACCCUCACAAGACGCGGACGAGGAGCUGGAAAGGUACGAGCGCGACCAAUUUGUAUGGAAUGCCGGUCAUUCGCCCUCAUACUCUCAAUUACUUUUGGCGCGGUCUAUUGGUCGUACCCCUCGCCUUCGGUAUCUAAUCAGCUACUAUACCGAGGUCAUCGCUCCCAUGAUUGUUGCCUUUGACACGCCCACGAAUCCAUUCAAAACCCAUAUUCUUCGUCUGGCUCUGGGAAGUGAGGCUCUCCAAGAGGCCAUUGCGACAUUGGCAACCAGUAACCUCCGCCAGCGCCGUGAGAAAAACCAUCACUCCACAGAGAGAACCCUGCCAGCGCGUAUGUCAGGACUAGCCCACCGCGCUCUCACGGAUGAAGUGUUUCAAGAUACAUAUGGGAUCUCAAUGUCCGAGGGUUAUGCGCGAGAGGAGAACUACCACCGUGGAAUGGCAGUGAAGGCAUUGAAUGCUGACCUGGGCGAUCCUCGCCGCAGGCUAUCAGACUCGGUGCUAGCAACAUUGCUCAUCCUCUGUCUGUUCCACGGCUGUGAUACCGGUGUUGCUGAAUUCCGGACUCAGUUCGCCGGCGUGACAAGGCUACUUGCGAUUCGCAUGCGGCAUUCUCGUAUCGUGACAGACGACCUCAAAUGGUUCAUUCGUAUGUUCUCGUGGUUUGAUACUCUCACUGCCACCACCAACGACCGAGAUGUCCAGCUUCGCGGUAGAUGCUUGGAGAUCAGCUCUACAACCGAUGGGGAGUGGGGUUUAGAAAACCUGGCGGGCUGUGACGGCCGAUUGUUCAAGCUCAUCUCUCAGCUUGGCCGACUAAAUCUCCUUAGCCAGGAUCAAGAGCCUAAUCUCGCCCAACCGGCCGACAUGAACGUGCCAACUACAUCUCUCCCACCUAAUAUGCUCUUCCCUGGCUGGGAUACAGUUGUUCCUGCCACCGCCGCGAACACUAUCCCAGGAUCAAUGGUAGGAGGCCCCGACUUUGGGUUCUCCAUGCCAACCCCACCACAAAGUAGCGACCAGGCCCGAAAACCUUCAUCGCCAGCCUUCUGGACCGAAUGGUUCUCAUUGCGACAGCGACUCGAGUCCUGGCGAUUCGACCCGCCAGCAGAGACCUCAUUCCCAUCGCCACCCCCGUCCUCCUCUGAUAACUUACCUCCUAAUUUCUCUCCCAAUUUCACCCCUACCUUUACGCCGGCGCCUCCCUCAGGUUCAUUCUACGUGGCAAAUGAAAACCUUCAGGAUGUGUAUCAAAUAUCCGAGUGUUUCCGCCAUGCGGCACUUCUCUACUGUGAACGCUUAGCGGAACCCAGUCUUCCAUCGAGGCACCCGCGCAUCCAGCAUCUCGUCCACCUCGCAAUGCACUGUCUCUGUGCCGUCCAGUCCGAUGUGUACCUUCUCUGGCCUCUAUUCAUUGUCGGAUCAGAGUGCAUCCAAGAAGACCACCGCGAUGCCAUCCGCCGCCGCUGCAACGAUAUAUCUAAGGACUCGGGAUUCUUUACCCCUCUGGACUGGGCCCUCCCCCCGAUGCUGAACGCCGGUGGAGCACCUCCUACCUCUCAGGCUUUCCGCUGGUCUCGCGUGAUGCAGGCCAAACGAGGCGGUGGAGAGUACAUGGUGGCAUAG
This is a messenger RNA of Penicillium manginii, 2424 nucleotides long. Its product is annotated as Zn(II)2Cys6 transcription factor. Gene Ontology annotation, cellular component: nucleus. Gene Ontology annotation, molecular function: zinc ion binding; DNA-binding transcription factor activity, RNA polymerase II-specific; transcription cis-regulatory region binding. Bases 1 to 2424 code for a protein of 807 amino acids. The record is from RefSeq and is a predicted model, not a curated record. NCBI's taxonomy places the organism in Eukaryota, Fungi, Ascomycota, Eurotiomycetes, Eurotiales, Aspergillaceae. Gene Ontology annotation, biological process: positive regulation of transcription by RNA polymerase II. The transcript is spliced from 2 exons.